AUGACAACUUUGAUCGAUCUUUCGAGGGUAGACAUGAAUGACCCAACAAAUCUUCAUCUUUACUCUGAGAUACUGGUAUUCAAAGACGAUCUCCUGCGGCAAGAGUUAGUAUUCAGAGAUAGGGCGAACUCAGAGCAGAGAAUACUUCAAGCUCUCGCUCACCGUCUAGGAUUGGAGUAUGAGUAUUUUGCGCAGCUGAAGAUAGUCAGAAUCAGCCGACCAGCCAAUGAAUCUCUCUACGCACCAGGGCCACAAAAUUAUGACCUGGUUAACAUGAAUUGGCUGUUAUCCAGUCAGGAUGAGUCAUGCCAGGACGAGGACUUCAACUUUUUGGAUUUUGACUUGGAGCAGAACCAGAAAUUUUUCGGAUCUAACAGCCACAAUUUCAGCUUACCUCCCGUGAUUCCCAGCUCUGACGGCGAAGCUUAUGAGCUCGAAACGAGAACCCAAACUCCCACUGCUCGUACGACUCUUCUCAAGCUCUGGACAGACCAUCUUGGCAAAAGCGAUAUCAUAGCUUGUUUCCAAACUCCAAUUAAGCGAGCCGGCUGCUGGCUGCACAAGCUACUCAAACUCUCGGGUACAACUUCAAGAUAG
Messenger RNA from Cadophora gregata, 597 nucleotides. RefSeq lists its product as uncharacterized. NCBI's taxonomy places the organism in Eukaryota, Fungi, Ascomycota, Leotiomycetes, Helotiales, Ploettnerulaceae. The transcript has 2 exons. Bases 1 to 597 code for a protein of 198 amino acids. The record is from RefSeq and is a predicted model, not a curated record.